AAUUCUCCAUCCACAACAAAAAACUACUUCUCAAUUCAGUUAACACACCAACCCCACAUCCAAAGCUUCAGUUCAAUAUGGCAACCUUGUCAAGUUUUGCUCCUUUGGCCAUUCUAAGUUUAGUUCUAGUAAUUAGUGCCAUUGUCUUUGAGGCUGAAGCUAGGCCAAGGACAUUCUUUGUAUUUGGAGAUUCACUUGUUGAUAAUGGAAACAACAAUUACUUGGCUACCACGGCACGUGCCGAUGCUCCCCCUUAUGGGAUUGAUUACCCUCCAAGUCAUAGACCAACUGGUCGUUUCUCCAAUGGCUACAACAUUCCUGAUCUUAUCAGUCAACGACUUGGUGCUGAGGCUACAUUGCCAUACUUGAGUCCAGAAUUAAGAGGAAAUAAGCUCCUUGUUGGUGCAAAUUUUGCUUCAGCUGGAAUUGGAAUACUUAAUGACACUGGAAUUCAGUUUAUAAACGUAAUCAGAAUGUAUAGGCAGCUACAAUAUUUUAAAGAGUACCAAAACCGAGUGAGAGCUAUAAUUGGAGCUUCACAGACUAAGAGCUUAGUGAAUCAAGCACUAGUACUCAUCACUGUAGGUGGCAAUGAUUUUGUAAACAACUACUUCUUGGUGCCCAAUUCAGCAAGGUCUCGCCAAUACCCAUUACCUCAAUAUGUCAAGUAUCUCAUUUCUGAGUACCAAAAACUUUUGCAGAAACUGUAUGAUUUGGGAGCACGCAGAGUUCUUGUGACAGGCACAGGACCAUUGGGUUGUGUUCCAUCAGAAUUGGCCCAACGCGGUAGAAAUGGACAAUGUGCUGCUGAACUUCAACAAGCUGCAGAGUUGUUUAAUCCACAACUCGAACAAAUGUUGCUACAACUCAACAGGAAAAUUGGAAAGGACACUUUUAUUGCUGCAAACACAGGAAAAAUGCACAACAACUUCGUUACUAACCCUCAACAAUUUGGGUUUAUCACGUCACAAAUAGCUUGUUGUGGGCAAGGACCCUACAAUGGUCUUGGGCUAUGCACACCACUCUCCAACCUUUGCCCCAAUAGAGACCAAUAUGCAUUUUGGGAUGCAUUCCAUCCAUCUGAAAAGGCCAAUAGGCUUAUUGUGGAAGAAAUUAUGUCAGGUUCUAAAAUCUACAUGAACCCAAUGAACCUCAGCACCAUCCUGGCUUUGGAUGCUAUUACCACAUGAAGACACCAAUAAGUCUAUGCACCUCGCAUGCUAGUUUCAUUAUGUCCCUUUUUUAUUAUUGUAAUUGUGAUUUAAUUUCGUAUUCCUCAAUAUCUAAUUGGGGAAUUAGAAAGUUAAAGGGAGGAAGAAACUUCCCUUUUUGCAUAAAAUUACAACGAAGAAUAUAUAUAUAUAUAUAAAUGGUGGGAAGUACUAAGUGAUUCCUGAGUCUCAA
Messenger RNA from Glycine soja, 1404 nucleotides. Its product is annotated as GDSL esterase/lipase At5g33370-like. The coding region runs from base 78 to 1190 and encodes 370 amino acids. The transcript is spliced from 5 exons. The record is from RefSeq and is a predicted model, not a curated record. Gene Ontology annotation, molecular function: hydrolase activity, acting on ester bonds. NCBI's taxonomy places the organism in Eukaryota, Viridiplantae, Streptophyta, Magnoliopsida, Fabales, Fabaceae.